Cherax quadricarinatus is the source of this 1196-nucleotide messenger RNA. The record is from RefSeq and is a predicted model, not a curated record. Lineage: Eukaryota; Metazoa; Arthropoda; Malacostraca; Decapoda; Parastacidae.
AUGGAAGCCACAAGAGAGCUGCAAGAGGGCCACCAAAGGAUGCUGGUGCUACUGGACAAACUCUUCUGUGAGGCCAACUUGGUGCUGCCUUCUGGCGGGUUCUGCCUAGACAAGGAUAAACUCAUUGUUGGUUUUAAUAACUUUUGGAGCGCCAAGCUGUGUGCUGGUCUGGAGACCUUCUUUGGAAGGUCUUCCGUUGCAGACCUCGGGGCUGGUCUGGGUCAUUACGGCCGGUGCUUCCUGCGUAAUACUGCAGGGAUGCUGACCCACUCAAACAAGGAGCAGCUUGAUGACCUCAACAAAGAUUACCUGAGCCAGAUGAACCAGGCUGGACUUCUAGGUGCUCCUCAGGUUAUCAAGUCAUGGAACGGAUGGGACGCAGCAGCAAACAUUGACGAGAUCACUAACGGGAGGAUAAAAUCAGUGGAUCUCUCUAGCCCCGUCGACCUCGGAGGUCCCUUUGACUGGGUGAUGAGCCUGGAGGUGGGCGAACACAUCCCUCGGUCAGGACAGAAGAACUUCAUAGACAACCUCGUUAAACACGCCUGUCUUGGUGUGGUGGUAUCUUGGGCUGUACCAGGUCAGCCAGGUCACUCCCAUGUCAACUGCCGCACCAACGACUACAUCAAGCAGGAGAUGGUCGCCAGGGGUAUGGUAGUGGACGAGGCUGCUGAGGUGAAGCUGAGGAACCAGUCGGAUCUACAACACUUUAAGAAUACUCUCAUGGUCUUUAAAUUUCCUAAGAAGAUAUGCUGAAACUCGCUCUUUCAUACCCUCAUGUAUUUACACGGUGUAUGUACUGAAAACGUACGCCAUUUGAGUUUAAAUGGUCAAGUUCGAGCCGUGGGAAAACAAGAGACAGAGAUAGGAUGUUCCAGAGAUUGGACACAGAAACAAGGGGUCAAAAUUGGAAGUUGAAGAGACCAGAUGAGUCAAAGGGAUGUUAGGAAGUAUUUCUUCAGUCAUAGAGUAGUCAGGAAGUGGAAUGGAAUAGCAAGUGAGGUAGUGGGGGCAGGAACCAUACAUAGCUUUAAGAUGAGGUAUGAUAAAGCUUAUGGAGCAGUGAGAGAGAGGUCCUAGUAGCACUCAGUGAAGAGGCAGGGCCAGGAGCUAAGUCUCGACCCCUGCAACCACAAUUAGGUGAGUACAACCUUUGGGAAGUUCUUAGGUUAGGUUAAUUUAGAUUAAGUUAGGUU